This is a messenger RNA of Benincasa hispida (wax gourd), 1892 nucleotides long. RefSeq names its product forkhead box protein, putative (DUF1644). Lineage: Eukaryota; Viridiplantae; Streptophyta; Magnoliopsida; Cucurbitales; Cucurbitaceae. The record is from RefSeq and is a predicted model, not a curated record.
AUGGAAUUUCACGUUUAAAAGAAAAGAAAAAGGGAAAUCCUCUGAAGCGGCACCACGCACGCAAGUCCCAGCAGGCCAGAACAACCCUCCGGAAAGGCCAGAGCGCUUGGCCUCGAUCCUCCGCUCUCCUUCCCCGCCUUCUUCUUCUUCUUCUUCUUCUUCUUCUUCUUCUUCUUCUUCUUCUCGUCCUCCUUCUUCUUCUUAACUUCACAAUUCACUUAUUCUUCCUUUGAUUUCAAUUUCCUUGCUCUCCCUCCUCCACCACGCCUUCAAUUCCGGGAAUCACUCACCCAUCCAGUUUCUUGUUUCUGGAGGGUGGAUCCUUUUCUCAUUGUCUCGGAUGCCUGUUGCCUGUUGGGUUCUGACAUUAUUGAUCACACUGUGUUUCUCACUCACUUAUGUUAAAUCCCACGUUUCCCCAUUUUUUAGGGUUUGUUAUUAUUGGGUUCAACUUGUGAAUGGCUAUGAAAAAGAUGCAGAGUAACUCUGACUCUAGACGUUCUAGGGCAAACUCAUAUCCAUUACCAUCUAGUCCAUUGAAAGUUGCUAAAAAUGUUUACCUCAAGAAGAAAAAAUGCAAAGGGUCGGAUAAAAAAGAGUGGGAGGAUGCUACCUGCUCAGUCUGUAUGGAGUUCCCUCACAAUGCCGUGCUUCUUCUUUGUUCCUCAUAUAAUAAGGGUUGCCGGCCUUAUAUGUGUGCAACUGGUCGCCGAUAUUCAAAUUGUCUCGAUCAAUACAAGAAAGCCUACACAAAGGUUACAUCAACUCAAAUUUCAGAACAAUUGAAUGUGCCGGUGGAAAAUGUAACCUUCAAUUUGGAAGCAGGGCAGCCAAGUGAAAAGGUUGAUGUGCCAGAGCUUUUAUGUCCCCUUUGUAGGGGACAGGUUAAAGGGUGGACAGUGGUGGAACCGGCACGGAAGUAUCUUAAUUCUAAGAAGAGAAAUUGCAUGCAGGAUAAUUGCUCAUUUGUUGGACGUUACAAGGAGCUGAAGAAGCACGUUAGAGCGAAGCAUCCAUUAGCACGACCACGCCAAGUGGACCCUGUGCUUGAAGAGAAAUGGAAGAGAUUUGAGCACGAGAGGGAGCGAAGUGACGUGAUCAGCACGAUUAUAUCAUCGAUCCCUGGAGCAGUUGUUCUUGGGGACUACGUGUUGGAACCUCACCAAAGUGGUUUUUAUAGUGAGUAUGAUUCUGACAUGGAUGACAAUUUAGAUGAUGAUGCUUUCUUUUCCAUGGAUGCAUUUGGUUUUGGACGGGAUGGUGGUCUGUUUUCUCGUAAUAGAUAUCAUAGGGACUACAACAGGACAGAUGAGAUUGAUCUUGGGAUGCAUCGUGCUGCAGGUCUCGGUUCUACGGCAGCUGGUGGACCAGGACGUGGUUUCCGCAGAAUUAUAUUUGGGAGGUCGAGGCGGCCAAGACAAAGAGGAGGACUUAACAGAAUUCCAUAACUUAUUACAUAGGAAAGAAGUGGGACGAGUGGGAGUUAGGGGCAAGCAAGCUUUUAUCGAGAUAGGGCAUGUAUAUUCUCUUAAAACUUUUCUUGUAUUGGAGGUCUGUCGGCAUUAUUCCGUCGCUUAGAAGUCAUACCCACUCUGUUCAUGGUGCAUAGCUCAUUUGUAGCGCUUUUUUCCCCCCUUCUUUUUCUUUAAUGGUCAAAAUUUGGAUUUAACAGCCAGUCUUGGGUGUUUUCUUCUCCGCCGUUGUUCAGGGGAAUAGCCAGGAUCCAUCUCAGAGAUUUAGUCUGGAAAGCAAGAAGGAAGGUAUUUCAGCAGCGGAGCUCCUUCUGAGCUGCUUUGAUUUGUUAUCAAUUAUCAUUUGGGGAUGCAUUUGAUUUACAUUGACUGACUAAACAGACCACGACAAUGGAACAAAUAUAUAUUUUUUUCUGAUCC